AUGUUAUCAUUGCAACAAUACAAUAAACAAUUACCUGAAAUAGCCAAACUUGUAUCAAGAUGGGACAAGGCCAGCCGGGUUCAACUCAUUAAAGAAAUCUCGGAUCACAUUCUUGUCGUGAACAUGCGACAAAAGCAGUUUCUUACAAUCGAACUGCAAAUUAACUACGAUAAAGUAUAUCAGGUACCUUCCAUAAGGUUCCGGUUAUGGGAACAUGCUUUGGAUGAUGAAGAUGUGUCCUCGAGUAAGCUUUUAUUUUUAUCUGAUGUCGAACUACGGUCUAUAAUCGCCCUAAAUUCCUUUUCAGUGUCACUUUCAUCAGAUCCCACCACUAAAGAAGUUUGGUAUCAUGUCAAUAACUGCGAUACAGAUGCAAAUGUGGGCACAGAGCCUGAAAGAUAUCUUCUUCGUUGGAUAUCUCUAUAUUUGCAGAUCUUUGAUCCUACAUUAAAUAUCAUGCUUAUAUAA
This is a messenger RNA of Kluyveromyces lactis, 468 nucleotides long. RefSeq names its product E2-like conjugating enzyme (gene ATG10). Bases 1 to 468 code for a protein of 155 amino acids. Gene Ontology annotation, molecular function: Atg12 transferase activity. NCBI's taxonomy places the organism in Eukaryota, Fungi, Ascomycota, Saccharomycetes, Saccharomycetales, Saccharomycetaceae. The record is from RefSeq and is a predicted model, not a curated record. Gene Ontology annotation, biological process: autophagy. The transcript has a single exon.